GACGCAGACGUAGGCGCGAGCGCAGCGGCCCCAUUGGUCGAGCGCGGCGGGAAGCUGGGAAGCUGGCGCAGGCGCAGGCGCUGGCCGCGUGCGGACACUGAGGCUGCGAGAGGACGCGGAGGCCGGGGCGGCGGGGCCAUGUUGCGUCUCGCGGCUAAGCUGGUGGCCUUUUUCUGGAGGAGACAGGACGUCCCUGAGAACGAGGCCGGGCCGCCAGGCCCCGAGCUCACGGAAGGUGAUGUCAAGUUGAGAACCGUGCAGGGCGUCGUGACCAGGUACUGCAGUGACUAUGGUAUGAUUGAUGAUUUGAUCUACUUCUCCCACGAGGCGGUGACCAGCAGAGUGCUUCUGAACGUUGGGCAGGAAGUGAUGGCCGUGGUAGAAGAGAACAAGGUGUCAAAUGGGCUGAAAGCAGUCAGGGUGGAAGCUGUCUCUGAUAAAUGGGAAGACGACAGCAAGAACUCCGGCCGAGGGCUGUCAGACCCCAGCCCGCGCGUGCUGAUCGGCUGCGUGACUUCCCUGAUGGGAGGCACUGGUUACAUCAACCAGACCACGCGCUUCUCUCUGGAGAGUGUGUGUGAAGGUUUCCAGCCCUGCAAGGGAGACUGGGUGGAGGCGGAGUACUGGAUCCGGCCAGGCACCUGGAGCAGCGAGGCCAUCUCAGUAAAGCCGCUGAGGUACAAGCGCGUGGACAAGGCCUGCAUCUCCAGCCUCUGCGGGAGGAACGGGGUCAUCGAGGACAGCAUCUUCUUCACCCUGGACUCCCUGAAGCUGCCUGAGGGGUACACGCCUCGCAGACACGAUGUCGUCAGCGCGGUGGUGGUGGAGAGCAGCCAGUCAUGCUACGUCUGGAGGGCGCUGUGUCUCACCCCCGUGCACAGAGACGCCACUGCCCCAGGGGUGCUCCCCGAGGAGUCCUAUGGAACCCUCUUACUGAAAAACAAAGGCAACGUUGAAGUGACGAGGAUGACAAACUUUGGAACGCUAAAGGAAGGCGCAAGGAAAGCAAUGGUGAUCUGGAUAGAGAAUAAAGGGGACAUUGCUCAGAAGUUAGUCAGCUGCAAGCUGGCAGGCUGGGAUAAAGCUAAACAAUUCAGAUUCCAAGACCAAGCACGCCCAGCUGUAUCUCUUGUUUCUGUUCCUGAGGAGGCCAAGGAUUUUUCUGAUGAAAGUACUGAGUCGUUCAAAAGCCGCAGCGAAAACAACACCCACCAGCCGCUGAAGGGCAUCGCGGUGAGCAGCGGAGAAGUCUUUCCAGGUGACUGUACCUGUGAAGACAGAGAGAAGGAAAACACUGCCUCAGAGAAGCAGGUGGCAGAUGCUGAGCCUGGGGAGCUUGUCCCCCCAGGGGGGAAAACCUGCAUCAUGGUGGUGUGUGAUGCAAAAAAUCCUGGCCGCUGCAAGGAGCUCCUUUUACUGUGUUUUUCGAAUUUCCUCAUUGGGCGACACCUUGAAGUCAGCGUCGUGAGUGCUGAGGAGUCCCUCAUUGCUGUCCGCGAGCCAUUUUCUUGGAAAAAACCUAAAAGCUGCCAGGCUUUGGCGCCCACAAAGACCACAGUUGUUGUGACCACACAGAAGAGGAACUCAAGACGACAGCUUCCAAGCUUUCUCCCGCAGUACCCGAUACCAGACAGACUUAAAAAGUGCGUGGAGCAGAAGAUUGACGUCCUGACCUUCCAGCCAAUGCUUGCAGAGCUUUUGAACAUGUCAAACUAUAAAGAGAAGUUUUCCACUUUGCUGUGGCUUGAGGAGAUUCAUGCAGAAAUAGAACUGAAAGAAUAUAACAUGAGUGGAGUCACCCUGAAGAGGAAUGGGGACCUGCUGGUGUUGGAGGUCCCAGGGCUGGCAGAGAGCAGGCCUUCCCUGUAUGCAGGUGAUAAGCUGAUUUUAAAAACUCAGGAGUACAAUGGACACGUCAUCGAGUACAUCGGCUACGUGAUUGAGAUUCACGAAGAAGAUGUAACUCUUAAACUGAAUCCAGAAUUUGAACAGACAUACAACUUUGAACCUAUGGAUGUGGAGUUCACGUAUAACAGGACCACGAGCAGACGGUGCCACUUUGCUCUGGAGCAAGUCGUCCACUUGGGUGUCAAAGUGCUGUUCCCAGAAGAAAUCAUCUUACAGUCUCCCCAGGUGACAGUGUGGAACCACAUCCAAGAUGCCAGAGAGGAUGGACAGUUCACCUCCAAGGCCGGUGUGAACACAGAACUGGGCUUUGUCACCACUUUGCUGUAUGGAAAUUUCCAGGAUAGUAAAACCACGAAGGACCAAACUAAGCCUGCAGCAAAGGAGAGGCCUGUGGGCACCGAGAACCAGCCAGGGGCUGCAGAGACGCAUGACGCAGUCGACGAAACUGAGAUUCCCAAAGCAAAAGACACGGAAUUUUUCAACCCCGUGCUCAAUGAGAACCAGCAGCUCGCGGUUCGAAGAAUUCUGAGUGGGGACUGCCGCCCACUCCCGUAUAUUCUCUUUGGCCCUCCUGGCACUGGGAAGACGGUGACGAUCAUCGAGGCUGUGUUACAGGUGCAUCGUGCUCUGGCGGACAGUCGGAUUCUGGUGUGCGCGCCCUCCAACAGUGCCGCGGACCUCGUGUGUUUGCGGCUGCAUGAGAGCAAGGUGCUGCGGCCCGCAGCCAUGGUGAGGGUGAAUGCCACCUGCAGGUUCGAGGAGACGAUCCUCGACGCCAUCAAGCCCUACUGCAAGGACGGGGAAGACAUCUGGAAAGCCUCGCGCUUCAGGGUCAUCAUCACCACCUGCAGCAGUGCUGGCCUCUUCUACCAGAUAGGCGUGAGAAUUGGACAUUUUACCCACGUCUUUGUGGACGAGGCUGGGCAGGCGAGCGAGCCGGAAUGCCUCAUCCCCUUGGGGCUGGUCUCAGACGUCAGUGGUCAGAUCGUGCUUGCCGGGGACCCCAUGCAGCUCGGCCCAGUCAUCAAGUCCCGGCUGGCCAUGGCCUACGGGCUGAACGUGUCCAUGUUGGAAAGGCUCAUGUCCCGGCCAGCAUACCUGAGGGAUGAGAACGCUUUCGGUGCAUGUGGUGCAUACAACCCCUUGUUGGUGACGAAGCUGGUGAAGAACUACAGAUCCCACUCGGCCCUGCUGGCGCUGCCGUCCCGGCUCUUCUACCACAAGGAGCUCGAAGUCUGUGCUGACCCCGCAGUGGUGACCUCUCUGCUGGGCUGGGAGAAACUGCCAAAGAAAGGCUUCCCUCUCAUCUUCCACGGCGUGCGGGGCAACGAGGCCCGUGAAGGAAGAAGCCCCUCGUGGUUCAACCCGGCGGAGGCUGUGCAGGUCAUGCGCUACUGCUGCCUCCUGGCCCGCAGCAUCUCCAGCCCCGUGUCUGCCAGCGACAUCGGCGUCAUCACGCCCUACCGGAAGCAGGUGGAGAAAAUCAAGAUCCUGCUGCGGAACGUUGAUUUGGUGGACAUCAAGGUGGGGUCGGUGGAGGAGUUCCAGGGGCAGGAGUUCCUGGUCAUCGUCAUUUCCACGGUGCGGUCGAGUGAGGACAGAUUUGAGGACGACCGCUACUUCCUGGGUUUCUUGUCCAACUCUAAAAGGUUUAAUGUGGCCAUCACCAGACCGAAGGCCUUGCUGAUAGUGCUGGGAAACCCUCACGUCCUCGUCAGAGAUCCCUGUUUCGGGGCCUUGCUGGAGUACAGCAUCACCAAUGGCGUCUACACAGGGUGCAACUUGCCUCCCGAGCUGCAGGCCCUGCAAACCUGACGGCCCCGCCCAGCGUGCCAGAGCCACGGGGGCCGGACAGGCGGAAGCGGAUUGGAGCUCAGUGUCUGACAACCAGAGGUGUGCCUCACAGCCGGACCCCUGGGCUCUCCACCGCGCUGGGGUCUGGGGUCAUCCCAGUUUCUCUGGCUCCCGCUGCUGAUUUUGGUUCACUCCAGCCUGCUCCUGCCACUGGGCAGUCACUGCCGCCCCCCCACCACCAGAAUAAACCCUCAAUGGCCCCAGCUUCCUUUCCACCUGAAAUGUGCUGUGUCCAUCAUGACCACGGUGGUGUGUGGCCUCCGAUCCCUGCUGGCCACAACCUUUGGGGACAACCUCACUGCCCUCUGUCCUGAGCCGGCUUUGUGCCAGGCAGCCGGCAAGGACUAUAGGCAAGGGGUGGGCGUGCAAAGCGCAGGCUCUGAGAAGCUCUGCUUGGGGAGGGGCUAUCAGCUUGGCUGCUCUGGGCCCCAGUGCUACUGGGCAGGGCCUGUGCAGAGACCCCUUCCCGUCCCCUCUGACCAGAGCAGGUCCGGCCAUGCCCACGCGGACGCCGAGCUCGGAGCUGUGUGGUUCCGUGGCGAGCAGUUCUGUGAAGCAGCUUCCUGUCCUUGGAGGCUGCCGUGUGUGUCGGGAGACAGGACCAGACCCAGAGCUCAGCCACGCGGAGAAGGCUCGGCGGCAAGUCUGGGAACCGGCGUGGCAGGAGGCAGGGCCAUGGCCUGGGCUGGGAGAGGCUGCCCACACGGGCAGACGGCUGGGGAGUGAGGGCCAACCCGAUUCUGCCUGCCGUCCCCACUGUGAGGUGCACUGGCCAGCACGGUCCCCGACACGGCCACGGGCCCACCCCACCCCCAGAUUCACUCCACGGAGGCCUGCACACCUGACUGGGGAGAGGAGGGCGCUUCCUCCCGGCAGGCGCCCCGCUGUAGGCCCCGUGUUCUCAGGAAGGCAGCUGGAGUUGAUGUGCCAAGGGGGUGCGUGCAGGCGCAGGCAGGGCCCCCGGACAGUGGGGUCAUCUGCCCCCAGUGCUGGGAGCCAGGUAGGACGCCACCGGCAGUGGCUGGGCCCUGUCCUCUGGCUGCAGCCAGUGGGACAGCUUCAUGCCCUGCAGCCCCAGCUGGCGAGAGCGCGGCGGUGCCCUGGCUCUGGAGCGUGGCUGCAGCUGUGGUGCUAAGGGAGCCGGCCCCGCUCAGCCCAGGGAGGGGCUCAGUGCUGAGGGGGCAGCCCCUCGGGAGGUGGGAGCUGCCCAUCCUGAGCAGCCUUGCAGUGUCUCUCCCUUGCCCCAUGUCCAGGUGCUGGGUGCGUCCCCACAGGGGCCUGCGCCCCCUCCCACAGCAUCUGCCCCGGGGCACCAGCCCUGCCAAGGUGGAGCACCACACACCCGCUCACUGGCAGGUCCAGGAACAGUGCAGUGGUCGGGCUUGGCUGUGGCCUGACUGAGCAGCCCUGCACGCCAGCUCCCAACAUCUGAUAACCGGGUCAGGCGUUCGGAUCAGAACCGGCCAGGUUUGCCGUGAGGAGCUCUGGUCACGGCAGCAUCCAGGGGCGGCCCCGGGUGGACGUGGGGCGUAUCCCCUGAGGCAGGUGGCCGGGGCCCGUCUUGUCCACACCGGCUUCCCUGCCCCCAGGCGAUUCCUGGCCCCCUGCUGCCCGGGGUGACCGCCCUGCCCCCAGAGCGCGCCUCUGCCACGAAGCUUUUUCAUGAGAUGUCCCACGUGCUCCUGUGCCCAUUGUGGCAGCUGCCCAGCCGUGUGCAGUGUCCACGGCCCCUGGCCCUUCUGUCAGGGACACACAUGCUGAUUCCAGGAGGUCGCUGCCCCGCUCCCCCUGGGAGGCAGGAGUCAGGAGGACUCAGCUUCCUCCCAUGGCGCCUCCGGGGCAACCCCUGCAGAGCAGCAUGGCUGGUGGAGGCUGGGUCCCGGGGGCAGCCUUGAGUCUCAAGGGACGAGGACGAGGGGUGGCCCCACUGGGUCUGGGCCACGCCGAAGCCAGGAGUGGAAUCCUGUCCAGGUCUCCUGCAUGGGUGGCAGGGGCCCUGACACGGGCAUCUUCCAGUGCUCUCCCAGGUGCAUUCGCGGGGAGCUGGACCGGGAGUGGAGCAGCCAGGACUCACUACAGAUUGUGGGGCUUAACCCGCUGUGCCCAGAGCAUGACCUCAUGGCCACUCUUGGCACACACUGAGGGUCCAUGAGGAUUUUGUACUUGUGGGCAGGGUGGAGCACCAAACAGCAGUGGCCACACAGGAAACCCCCCACGUGGGCCCCACGUUCCCGUCACACAGCCAAGCCGUAUCAUGAGUUACGAUGAGGUUACCAAGGUAGCAGUGAGCACUAAACCCAGCUUGGGCUCUGAGCACUGCACCUCCCCGCCGCCCCAGUCGCCCCCGCCCUCUGGCAAAGCUGGCCCGCCCGUCAGCUGGGGGCUGGGAGGACUGGCGUGAGGGUUUGU
Oryctolagus cuniculus (rabbit) is the source of this 6171-nucleotide messenger RNA. It is a transcript of the gene MOV10L1, whose product is annotated as Mov10 like RNA helicase 1. Lineage: Eukaryota; Metazoa; Chordata; Mammalia; Lagomorpha; Leporidae. Gene Ontology annotation, molecular function: helicase activity. The record is from RefSeq and is a predicted model, not a curated record.